AUGAAGGUGAUAAAACGAGAGUUGUGUAGGAGUAGGCAUCAAGAGAUGGUUCAGGUGGAUGAAAGUCCAGAGGGAGCUCAGCAACUCUGCUCGCCAGUACAGCUGGGGCAAGGAGGAGACCAUAUCUCAGGAGCACAGCUGCUGCCCCCCCAUCAGCAGCCCUGGAGAGGGGAUGAUGUUCAUGUGCAGCUGCAGAGGCAGACAGCUGGAGGAGACGUGGCCCCGAACAUGGGACCACAACAAACAGACCAGGGGUGGGAGGCCCCAGAGGUGACUGUGCAGGUGCGACCUCAGAAGCUGAGCCAGGGGUGGGAGUCCCCAGAGGUGACUGUGCAGGUGCAGCCUCAGAAGCCAAGCCCAAGAUGCGAGGCCCUGUCAGUGACUGUGCAGGUGCAGUUACAGCAGCGGGGCCGAGGGCCAGCUCUCCCACAAGUAACCGUACAGGUACAGCCACAAGAGCGGGGACAAGGUAUGGCUGGCAUCAAGGUCGCUGUGAAGCUGCAGUUGAGCUGUGACACAGAAGAGGUAACAUGCCUCCAGGAGCAAGGUGAGGAAGUGUUAGGGAAUGAAGAGCAGCUGACUCCAAAACAAAAUGAGGGAGAGCCAAUGGCAAGAUCUGAAGGUGAGGGAGAACUGGCUGUGGUGGAGCUGGUGCCGCAGGGGGCUCUGACCCAAAAGCAGAAUCAAGGAGAGGUGACAAAACCGCAGCAGGACCAGAGCCAAGAAGAGGAAAGAGCAGAAGUAAUGGAUCUGCAGGAGAUCCAAGUUGGAGACAAAGCAGACCUGGAUGGGAUGGUCACAGAGGAGCAGCUGCAGGACCAGAGCCAAGAGCAGGAACAGCUAAAAGCAGAUUUGCCCCCACAAAAGGAAGGUCAAAGAGCUACAGAGAUAAGGCAGGAGCAAGGCGAUGUCCAAAAAGGGUCCAAGGGGAUAGUGGAAGACCAGAAAGAAGAGCUGGGGCAAGAAGUGUCUAAGAAACGUCCACGAGAGACUCCAAAUUAUUUUGUUGCCAUUCCAAUAACAGAUGAUCAGAUUUUGGACAGAAUUGAAGAUGUCCAAGAGCUAAUAUUCACUAAAGAACCUGACCUGUUGAGAGCUCUUCUUCCUGUUCAAACUAUGCACCUUACUAUAAUAGUAGCUCACCUGGGAACAGAAGAAGAAGUUAAAAAGGCUGUUCUUGCACUGAAGCAAAGCAAGACUAAAGUGGAAGCCAUCUUGCAGGGUAAAGACCUUAAUAUGACAUUUCAUGGGAUUGGACAGUUUAACAAUCAAGUGAUAUAUGUGAAAAUGCGUGAGGAAGACCAGAAAAUGCUGAGCAGAAUUGCAGAAGCUGUGGAAGAAUGCUUUAUUGAAAUGAAUCUGGACAUUUCAGGGAGCAAGGAUUUCAAACCUCAUCUUACUUUUCUAAAGCUCUCCAAAGCACCAAGGCUGAAAAGAAAGGGCUUCAGAAAAAUUUGUUCGGAUCUGUACAAAGAAUAUGAAGACAGUUACUUUGGCACAGAGGUCUUCAGUCAAAUUGAUCUCUGUGCCAUGCGUAAGAAGAAGCAGGAAUCUGGUUACUAUUAUUGUGAAUGUUCAAUUAUCGUGGGCUCCAGUGGUACAGAAGAGAGUAAAGAGCAAGAAAUGCAGACAGAAGAUGUGGGAGAAACAGCCAGUGAAGACCUUCCAAAUAGUGCUGCAAGCUGUAAGCUUGCCUCAUGUUUAGUAGUAGUGGAUGAUAAACCAUCUGAAAAUAUUGUGGAGGCUUCAAUUGCAAGUAAAGAAAAAGAAAUCAAUGAGGUGAAGGGACAGCCUGAAGCUACAGAUGGGACUUUUCUUGCAGCUGGAGAGAUCUGCUCGAAGUCAGUACUUGGUCUGUUGCCAGCAAGUUCAGAUGUGUUGAAAAGCAUGGAAAAGGAACAAGGAAAAGCAAAGAUAACAGAUGGUAGUAUGCAGAAAACUGAAGCAACAGAAUAUGCACCUGAUCAGCCAACAAGUUCAGGAUAA
This is a messenger RNA of Grus americana (Whooping crane), 1986 nucleotides long. RefSeq lists its product as uncharacterized. Bases 1 to 1986 code for a protein of 661 amino acids. Gene Ontology annotation, cellular component: cytosol. The transcript is spliced from 5 exons. NCBI's taxonomy places the organism in Eukaryota, Metazoa, Chordata, Aves, Gruiformes, Gruidae. The record is from RefSeq and is a predicted model, not a curated record. Gene Ontology annotation, molecular function: protein kinase A regulatory subunit binding.